Messenger RNA from Triticum turgidum subsp. durum (durum wheat), 3039 nucleotides. Lineage: Eukaryota; Viridiplantae; Streptophyta; Magnoliopsida; Poales; Poaceae. The record is from the annotation of a GenBank genome assembly.
AUGGUGAUGGAGGUGGUAACCGGUGUCAUGGGAAGACUACUUCCCAAGCUGGUCGAGCUGGUCGCGGGUGAGUACAAGCUACAGAAGGGCGUCAAGGAAGACGUUGAGUCCCUUAAGAAAGAGAUGGAGAGCAUGCACACUGCCCUUACAGAGGUGGCGGAGGUGCCAAGGGACAGCCUUAAUCGGCAGGUCAAGAUCUGGGCAGAUGAACUGAGGGAGCUGUCGUACGACAUGGAGGAUGUCGUUGACAACUUUCUGCUGUACGUCGAGGGAUCUGAUCCAGCAGCCAACUCGAACAAGCUCAAAUGCCUAAUGGAGAUGAUGACCGGCUAUUUCACCAAAGCCAGCGGCCGCCAUCAGAUCGCCAAUGACAUUAAGGCUCUCAAGAAACUUGCCGAAGAGGUGGCUGCCCGGCGUGCCAGAUGCCAAGUCGGCGGUGUUGUUGUCAAUCCAGCUAACAAAUCCAAGGUUGACCCUCGUAUGCUGGCUUUGUACAAGGAUCAGCAAGAGCUCGUUGGCAUUGAAGCCGCUCGGAUUGAGCUAACCAAGAGGCUGGCACUUGGUGAUGGGAAUGUGUCAAAUCAGCAGCUCAAGAUAGUCUCUAUUGUCGGACCUGGAGGACUCGGCAAGACAACUCUUGCCAGGGCAGUGUACGACAGUCUUCAAACGCAAUAUGUUCACAAAGCUUUUGUUCCGGUGGGUCGAAAUCCUGAAGUGAGCAAAGUUCUCAAGGACAUCCUCUUGGAACUGCGCGUGCGUACCAGCGAUGUAGCCACACUGGAUGAAAGACAACUUGUCGAAAAACUCCGAGAACAACUUCAGAAUGUCAGGUUCGAAGGGUGUCCACCUCAAUCAUGGCGAGUAAUCAAAUGUGCUUUGUUUGAUAACAAUCAUGGAAGUCGAGUAAUCACAACUACUCGCAAUCAGGAAGUCGCAGAAAACACCGGUGAUGUCUACAAGCUAAAACCACUUUCUCAUGAUUUGUCUGAAGAACUAUUCAAUAAAAGAUUAUUUGGUGGUAAAGAAAAUUGGCAGACUUCCGAGGUAUCAAAAAAAUUUCUACAGAAAUGUGGUGGUGUGCCGCUCGCUAUCAUUGCAAUAGCUAGUUUCCUGGUUGGUAAACCUGUGGAGGGUUGGUCAACGGUAUACAACUCUAUUGGUUUCAGACAUACAGAUAACACACAUAUUGAUAACAUGAGAAAGAUAUUAUUAUUUAGCUAUGAUGAUCUACCUUGUUAUCUAAGGCCUUGUGUAUUGCAUCUGAGCAUAUUUCCAGAGGACGCUUUCAUCAUGAAAGAGACAUUGAUAUGGAUGUGGGUAGCCGAAGGCUUUGUCAGUGAAGAGCCAGGGAAACGGUUAUUUGAGAUUGGAGAAGGAUACUUUGGUGAACUUGUAAAUAGAAGCCUGAUCCUUCCUGUAGAGCACAAAGAAGAGAAUGUCAUAUAUGGUUGCCGUGUUCACGAUAUGGUACUUGAUACAAUUUGUUGGUUGUCAGAGAAAGAAAAUUUUGUUACCAUAGUGGAUAAUAAUGGGAAAUACUCAACUUCAGAAAGCAAUAAUGUUCGUAGGUUAGCUGUCCAAACAAGAGAUGAAGAGCAGCACAACCAUUUUGCCAACACAAGCAUGCCAAAAUUGAGGUCAUGUUAUGCCAGCAGGUGUCAUAAAAGUAUGAUGCCACCACUUUCAAGCUUUCAAGUGCUGCAUGUUCUAGACUUGGAAAACUGCGUAUUUCUGGAAAACUGUCAUCUUAAGCAUCUUGGAAGGUUACAUCUGUUGAGAUACUUGAGUCUGGAGAACACAAGUAUUAGUGAGCUCCCAAAAGAUAUAGGAGAAUUAAAGUUUCUGCAGACACUAGACUUGAGGAACUCCGAGAUAAAAGAAUUGCCACAGGGCAAUAGUUUGCUAAGGAAGCUGAAGCGCCUGCGAGUUGACAGGGACCGCCGGAGCGCUGGUACCAGGGAAGAUGUAGGUAUAAAAGUGCCGAAAUGGAUAGGGAACCUGACAUCCCUGGAAGAGUUAUAUUUGAGUAUAACUGGUGAAUUUUCUACCUUCGUUGAAGAACUCGGUAAGCUGAAAGAGCUGAGGGUGCUGGUCUGUCAUUUAAUGGGAGAUUUGAAUGAGAAGAAAACUUUGGCGGAUUCAUUAAGCGAGCUUGGGAAACUCCAAAUCUUACAUCUUGAGGGCCUGUAUGGGUGGUCGAAAUCGGAGGCAGACACCUACUGGAAAGACUAUAAGCCCCCUCAGCAGCUAGGUGAUCUGUCCAUAUCGACCAGGUUCAGUAGGCUCCCGCCGUGGAUUAAGUCCUCUCUGCUUCCGAACCUCUCCAAACUAAAAAUUGAUGUAUAUCCUAUGAAGAAGCAGGAUGUGAUAAACCUUGGGGGGUUGCCAGAGCUUGUUAAAUUGGAUGAUCUGUGGAUACCGGCAGGCAUGGAGUUUGCUGAUGGUGUGUUCCCCAAGUUGAGGAGCUGCGGGAUAAAUGCACCUUUCUGGUUUCUGCCGGGAAGUAUGAAGAACCUUGAAUCCAUUACGGUGGGCACAAUGCGGAACUUGACGGAGAAGGAUGCCGUCACUGAUUUUGACUUUACUUGUACCCUGAGGAACCUCCCUUUGCUUGUGGUGGUCUUCGCUAAUGUGGAGAAGAUGGAGGCAGCGUUGAGCGGAGCAAUCCACAACCAUCCCAACCGAAAAGAACCAGCCUCCCCUCUGCAUCGUGCUGCCAGUGUUGGUACGUCUACUCAGAUAAUCGUGGAAGACGAGGAGGACGAAGGAUCGAGCUCCCAACAGAUAGCACACGAGGAGGAGGAAGAAGAAGAAUCUCAGGCAGAUCAACAGGAACAGCUGGCAGAGGAACACAAAGAAGCCGAGGUCGGGUCAGCAGAGACGACUCCACCAGAGACCCAGAACACAGUCGACGUCGCUAGACUUGCAGAAAGCGGUGAGGCCUCCACCGGUAUGCCUGCUCCUGUGCCGGCUCGACGGAGGAGGAGGCCUUGGGCGUGCUUCGGUUGCCUCAAGUCCGCCGGCAGUUCUUCUCACUAG